AUGUCUCGCCGUGAGCCCCGUCCUCGCGGCGCUCUCAACCACGCUCUACACCGUGCGUACGACGCACUCAUGCCACACCGACGUCGUGACCCUGCACGCUUGGAGCCCGGUCGCGUGGUACUUACCAUGGGUACAAAUCAGUUGAUGCGUCAACAGUAG
This is a messenger RNA of Phytophthora nicotianae INRA-310, 159 nucleotides long. RefSeq lists its product as hypothetical. The transcript is spliced from 2 exons. NCBI's taxonomy places the organism in Eukaryota, Oomycota, Peronosporomycetes, Peronosporales, Peronosporaceae. Bases 1 to 159 code for a protein of 52 amino acids. The record is from RefSeq and is a predicted model, not a curated record.